Molecule: messenger RNA, 602 nt
Organism: Plasmodium reichenowi
Lineage: Eukaryota; Apicomplexa; Aconoidasida; Haemosporida; Plasmodiidae
Exons: 1
Biological process (GO): tRNA methylation
Cellular component (GO): cytoplasm
Molecular function (GO): tRNA methyltransferase activity
Source: RefSeq, a predicted model, not a curated record
AUGAGUGCUUCCAAAACAAUGGACUCUUUUUAUAAAAAGAAAAGAAACGUCUUAACACUUAUUAAUGAUGAACAAGAUUUAUACAUAUAUAAAGACAUAUAUGAUAAUUGUGAGAAUGAUAUAUAUUCUUUAUAUUUAAAUAUCAUUAAUCAAUAUAAAAAUUGUUUGGAUGGGGAAAAGAAAUUAUUUCUCAACAAGUGUAUUAAGAAUGGGAAUGUAAAAUAUAUAGAAAAAGUGGUUAAGCAAAUUAUAGAAAAAAAAAAUGUAUAUAAUGAUAUAGAUGAUAAAUCAAUAAAAAAAAGUAUCGACUUAUUAAUAUAUCCUUGUGUAUAUGAAAUAAAUAAAAAGGAAUUUUAUUAUACAACUUCUUGUUGUUCAGGUAGAAUUGUUAUUUUUAAAGAAGUACAUAUAAAUAAUAAAAAUGAUAACCAAAAAAAAAUUUUUAAAAAUAAUACUAUUUCUCAAGAAAAAAAUGAAGAAAAUAUAAGUCAUCAUUUAAGUAAUAUAAAUUUAUCAAAUAUCCAUGAAAAGGAUGAACUUUUUCUUUCUCAUUUUAAAAAAAAUUUUAUUUUACAAAAUAACGAAGAAAAAUAUACAUGUUG